AUGUCUAAGCAUAAAAUGUCUAAGCAGAGAAUAUCUAAACAGGAAACAGAAUCUAAACAGGAAACAGAUUGUGAUAUGGGAGCAAUCGUUAAAUUCAUUCCAGAUUAUAAUUUAGAUGAACUCUUUGGGAUAAUCAUUUUUUCGGAAGUUUCACUAAAAGGAGAUCAACAAAAGCAAACAAAAAUUGAAGGAGCAUUUACAACGCCUGUUGGAUUGGAUGGAUUAAAAACUGAACAUGGGAAAUAUAUUUACACAGUAAAACUUUUUAAUGGAGAUGAAAUGGUUUAUGAUUUAACCGAACCGAUAUUUAGUGGAUCUAAAAUAGUAAAUCUGACUAUUUGUGGAAAAAAUUCAAUAAUUGGAAAAACAGUGGUUAUCAAAAAGGAUGAAGAAGAAAUAGCCACAGCGAACAUUGCAGGCAUAACGAAAUUUACGGUUGAUAU
Messenger RNA from Racocetra persica, 443 nucleotides. Lineage: Eukaryota; Fungi; Glomeromycota; Glomeromycetes; Diversisporales; Gigasporaceae. The record is from the annotation of a GenBank genome assembly.